Molecule: messenger RNA, 2584 nt
Organism: Macadamia integrifolia
Lineage: Eukaryota; Viridiplantae; Streptophyta; Magnoliopsida; Proteales; Proteaceae
Product: galactan beta-1,4-galactosyltransferase GALS3-like
Exons: 3
Coding region: 841-2379 (512 amino acids)
Source: RefSeq, a predicted model, not a curated record
UAUCAUCAACAUCAUCAACCUACCUUCUUCUAUCUUUUCUACCCAAGUCAUGCUAUUGUUUUGUCCCCUUCAAGAUUUUCUUCUCUGCUUGGCCUCAUAUUUUUUUUUGCAAAAUAAAAGAUCAAAGGCACACACGCACGGCAUCUUAUGGAUUCAUUGGUCCUUGCCUUCGUAUUAGUCGUUGAAGUUUCCUACCUGCUUCAUUUUGACUAAUAUUGGGGUUAUAACUGGACCAAGAGAUCUAUCCUCCUGUACGUACAACCAAAUAUGAUAUCAAUGAGUCUAAAUACCUACCUGCUAGCCUAUAUAUAGCGUCAACUAUAAUACUAAAGGGAGCUAGCUCUGAUCAGCUUUGUCAAUAGGUGAUCGAUCAGUGAUUCUUGAUCGAUUGAUUGUCCGUGACUCCAUGUUAGGUGGGUCUAACACUCACACAUCUUCUGAGAUCCAGUUGCUUCCGUGAUAGAGCGAGCUCUCACCUACUAGUCAAGCUCAUGAUCAGUCGGCUCUUCGCACCUGUUUGGAAUCCAGAUUCCAAACGCAGCUUGGUUCACUUCAGAAAUGGUUUAAUUUGGUUGUACUUUGUCCUCAGUCCUCACUCCUUAGAAGUAUUCGCGCCCACCCCGACCCCGAGCGUCUCUCUCUCUAGCGAGAAACUAGAAGGGAACAAAGAAGGAAAGUUCUGACCCAAACCAAAGGAGGACAUCCGGAAAUCCGGAAAUCCGGAAAUCCGAAAAUCCCCACUUCCCCAGUACGAAAACAGCAGAAAGAAAGAAAAGAAACAAGUUCGUCUAAGUGAUCCUGUUUCUGUGAUCGUCGGGUUUUUGUCUUAAAAGGCAGGCAAUGGCGAAGAACGAGAAAGAGAAGAAGAUGUCCGUUGGCGUAGUUUGGAACUGUGCAGCAGAGCUCAAACUCUUACUCACUGCUCUACUCUUCAUCUCCUUCCUUGCGCUACUUCUCCACCUUAUCCCAUAUCGUCUCUCCUCUUUCUCUCCUUCUGAUUUCCGCUCAUGUCUCUCGACACCCUCCACACUCGCCCCUGCACCUUCUUCUUCUUCUUCUUCUUCUUCUUCUUCUUCUUCUUCUUCUUCUUCAACCUCUGCGUCUGUUCCUCUCCCAAGCCCAUUAUCUCCACCCUCAGUAAUCAAAGAUGAGUUAAUCGAUGGAGUCAUCAUCAAGAGAGCUCUCAAGCCAUUCGGAGCUGCUGCUUAUAUCUUCAUCCAGAUGGGUGCUUACAGGGGUGGUCUCAAUACCUUCGCUAUCGUCGGCCUCGCAUCUAAGCCCCUCCAUGUCUACGGCAAGCCCCAAUACGUAUGCCGAUGGGUCUCUGAUCGAUCCAAUAACAAAACAAUCUCCACCGUCGGUUACAAGAUUCUUCCUGAUUGGGGCUACGGCCGCGUAUACACUGUCGUCGUCGUCAAUUGUACCUUCACUGAGCCAGUCGGCACCAAUGGCUCCGGUGGACGUUUGGUUCUAAUAGCCUCCACUAAUGGUGGUGGCGAUCGAGAUUCCAAUGCAACUGAAGAAAUCGAAGCGCUGAGAGAAGCUCCGGGUAGCUUGAACACUUCGAUUUUCACAUCUUCGCCUCCCUACGAUUAUCUUUACUGUGGGUCGCCUUUGUACGGAAAUCUGAGUCCUCAGAGGAUGAGGGAGUGGAUGGCGUACCAUGUGAAGCUGUUCGGAGAGAAAUCCCAUUUUGUAAUUCAUGAUGCUGGAGGGAUUCAUCCUGAGAUUUUAGAGGUUUUGAAGCCGUGGAUGGAGAAAGGGUAUGUGACAUUGCAGGAUAUCAAAGAGCAAGAGAGGUUUGAUGGGUACUAUCACAAUCAGUUUCUAGUGGUGAAUGACUGCUUGCAUCGUUAUAAGUUCAUGGCUAAGUGGAUGUUCUUCUUUGAUGUCGAUGAGUACAUCUAUCUGCUUCCCAAGAACAAAAUUGAAUCGCUUCUUGAUUCGCUUUCCGAUUAUGCGCAGUUCACCUUCGAACAGAUGCCAAUGUCGAAUAAGCUCUGUCUCGCCGCGGAUAAUGGAAAAACUCACAGGAAAUGGGGGUUUGAGAAGCUAGUGUACAGGGAUGUGAAGAGGGUAGCAAGGAGGGACAGGAAGUAUGCAGUGCAACCGCGCAAUGUGUAUGCAACAGGGGUGCAUAUGUCGCAGAAUGUGGGUGGGAAGACACUGCAUAAGGCGGAUCGGCGGAUCAAGUACUUCCAUUAUCAUGACACCAUCGCAGAGCGACACGAGCCAUGCCGGGAACUUGUUAAUACAACGGAGCUCACAUUUGAGGAUACCCCCUAUGUCCUUGACACCACCAUGAGACGAGUUGCUUCUUCUGUAAAGAGAUUUGAGUUCAACAUCAUUGGGAGUAGAUUACAAAGAACUCGACAAUAACAGCUGGCUAUCUCUUCCUGACUUCUUUUUUAUUCUUUAAAAAAUUAUUAGAGCAUAUUAAUUCUUUCUUUCUGUUCUCUUAUUGAACAGAAAGAAAUUCAUUGGGUUCUUUAUGUCUCUCUUGUAUAUUUUCUCUUCUCUUGUUGAACAGAAAGAAAUUCUUUGGGUUCUUUAUGUCUUUCUUGUAUAUACGGUGUUAUGGAUU